This is a messenger RNA of Cynocephalus volans (Philippine flying lemur), 2353 nucleotides long. It is a transcript of the gene BTBD2, whose product is annotated as BTB domain containing 2. Gene Ontology annotation, biological process: neurogenesis. The record is from RefSeq and is a predicted model, not a curated record. Gene Ontology annotation, cellular component: cytosol; P-body. The transcript is spliced from 9 exons. Bases 1 to 1575 code for a protein of 524 amino acids. Gene Ontology annotation, molecular function: protein binding. NCBI's taxonomy places the organism in Eukaryota, Metazoa, Chordata, Mammalia, Dermoptera, Cynocephalidae.
AUGGCGGCGGGUGGGAGCGGCGGGCGCGCGUCGUGCCCGCCGGGGGUCGGCCCGGGCGCGGGGGGCGGCCCCGGGCCCAGCGCCAACGCCGCCGCCCCGGCCCCCGGCAACGCGGCCGCCGCCGCCGCCGCCGCCGCCGCCCCCGGCCCCGCCGCUCCCGCCGCGCCGCCCCCGCCGGGCCCCGGGCUGGAGGCGCAGGCCGCGGCGGGCGGGGAGCGGCCCGAGGAGGCGGCGGGCCCGGGCCCGGGGGCGGCGGCGCUGCUGCGCGAGCCCGUGUACAACUGGCAGGCCACCAAGCCCACCGUGCAGGAGCGCUUCGCCUUCCUCUUCAACAACGAGGUGCUGUGCGACGUGCACUUCCUGGUGGGCAAGGGGCUCAGCUCGCAGCGCAUCCCGGCGCACAGGUUCGUGCUGGCCGUGGGCAGUGCCGUCUUCGACGCCAUGUUCAACGGGGGAAUGGCCACCACGUCCACCGAGAUUGAGCUGCCCGACGUGGAGCCCGCCGCCUUCCUGGCGCUGCUCAAGUUCCUCUACUCAGACGAGGUGCAGAUCGGGCCCGAGACAGUCAUGACCACACUGUACACCGCCAAGAAGUACGCGGUGCCGGCGCUGGAGGCCCACUGCGUGGAGUUCCUGAAGAAGAACCUGCGGGCGGACAACGCCUUCAUGCUGCUCACGCAGGCACGACUCUUCGAUGAACCGCAGCUGGCCAGCCUGUGCCUGGAGAACAUCGAUAAAAACACAGCCGAUGCCAUCACUGCUGAGGGCUUCACCGACAUCGACCUGGACACGCUGGUGGCUGUCCUGGAGCGGGACACACUGGGCAUCCGGGAGGUGCGGCUGUUCAAUGCUGUUGUCCGCUGGUCUGAGGCUGAGUGUCAGCGGCAGCAGCUGCAGGUGACGCCCGAGAACAAGCGGGAGGUUCUGGGCAAGGCCCUGGGCCUCAUCCGCUUCCCGCUGAUGACCAUCGAGGAGUUUGCCGCAGGCCCCGCGCAGUCGGGCAUCCUGGUGGACCGCGAGGUGGUCAGCCUCUUCCUGCACUUCACGGUCAACCCCAAGCCGCGCGUGGAGUUCAUCGACCGGCCGCGCUGCUGCCUGCGCGGGAAGGAGUGCUGCGUCAACCGCUUCCAGCAGGUGGAGAGCCGCUGGGGCUACAGCGGCACGAGCGACCGCAUCAGGUUCUCGGUCAACAAGCGCAUCUUCGUGGUGGGCUUUGGGCUCUACGGAUCCAUCCACGGGCCCACCGACUACCAAGUGAACAUCCAGAUCAUCCACACGGACAGCAACACCGUGCUGGGCCAGAACGACACGGGCUUCAGCUGCGACGGCUCGGCCAGCACCUUCCGCGUCAUGUUCAAGGAGCCGGUGGAGGUGCUGCCCAACGUCAACUACACGGCCUGCGCCACGCUCAAGGGCCCAGACUCCCACUACGGCACCAAAGGCCUGCGCAAGGUGACGCACGAGUCGCCCACGACGGGGGCCAAGACCUGCUUCACCUUCUGCUACGCGGCCGGGAACAACAAUGGCACGUCGGUGGAGGACGGCCAGAUCCCCGAGGUCAUCUUCUACACCUAGGCUGCGCCCGCCACCUCCCCGGGUCCCUGGGGACGGGCACGAGCGUGGAGACAAUCCCUCAGGACGCGGGGGCGGCGCUGUCCUGCCCUGCCCCGGCCAGCCCGGGCGAGGGUCCGCCGGGUCCCUGCAACUCAGGGCCCUCUGACCAAGUCGCCUGACCACGAGGUUCGAGGUUCGUGUCGGGUGUCGUCUCGUGUUUCUGUUUAACUGCACGUCGCAAUGCAUCUGGGAUUCCCAUCUCUGCGGAAGACGGUGUGCGGGGAGCGCCUAGAAGCCAUGGGUUUGGGUCUUGUGUUCCUUCUUGUCCGUUCAUCGGGGUCACUGGGGCCCGGUCCGCCCUGCGCCCCCACCUCCGGGACACUGGCCCGAGUCCCGGGAGCAGGAUGCAAGGGGCGCCGGAGCCCUUGCGCCGCCCCCCACGCCCUCCCCUGGCCCAGGCGGGAGCGAGGUGCUGCUUGCACCCGCGUCCACCGGUGGGCCCUGCUGAGGCCGUCGCUGUCCAGCCUCUGGGGACAGCCCCCUCAUGCCCCGCAGACAGGGCGGGGCCUCAGACCCCGUGUGCCUAGAGGGACAAUGCCGUGGGUCCCCAGCUGGCCCGAGGUGGGUUCCAGAGGGCCCCACCUGCCUGUACAUACUGCAGUCCUGGCCCUCACCGGCCCGUGUGUUUCUGCCCAGUGACUCCUUCUGGAACCUGUAUCCUCCCCAAAGCCAUGGAAGGUGUGCCCUCCUCACACCGCAUCCCCAAAUAGUUUUUUUUUAAAUAAAGGAAAGAAAUGCA